AUGUCAUCGGAGGGAAGAAAUGACGCCAUUGAUGGGUCCUUGGAAUAUGAAGAUGAUGAAAUAAUAGAUUCUCUGACCACUGUACCAGAGCCACAACAUGGACCUUUACCUCAAGCCAAUCACAUUGAUGACGGUGUUCUUUAUGAAGGAAAGUCGGAAGAUAAUCCAUUAGGUGUUUAUAAAAGAGAGUUUGUUUGUCAUCGUGCUGGUACUAUUAGCGCAGACAAAGAUAAUGAAGUGGAAGGUAAAAGGAAACGGAAGUCGUCAAGAUGUAGUUGUGGUGCUAAAUUGUUGGUGAAUAUAACAACAAUUAACUCUGAGAAAAAAUGGGUGGUGAAAUAUUUUAAUAAUAAUCAUAACCAUGAGUUAUUAUAUGAUAAAGACGUUAAAUUUCUUCCUGCUUAUCGAAGUAUUCCAACUAUUGAUCAAGAUCGUAUUCUUUUGUUGUCAAAAGCUGGUUGUUCUGUUAGUUUGAUAAUUAGAGUGCUUGAGUUAGAGAAAAACGUAGAUGCAGGAAAUCUUCCAUUUUUGGAUAAAGACAUUAGAAAUUUCAUUGAAUCUCAAAGUGGUAUUGGUAAAGAAUUUGAUGCUUCAAAUGUUCUCAAAUUAUGUAAAAGUCUUAAAGAUACAGAUAAUGCAUUUGAGUAUGAAUUUCCAAUCGAUGAAAAUAACAAAUUGGAGCAUAUUAUUUGGGCAUUUGGUGAUUCAGUUCGAGCAUAUGAAGCCUUUGGAGAUGUGAUUGUUUUUGAUACCACUUAUCGAAUAAAUCGUUACGACAUGCCGCUUGGAAUUUUGGUUGGGGUCGAUAAUCAUGGCAAUUCCAUUUUCUUUGGUUGUGUUCUAUUGAAAAAUGAGAAGAUUCCUUCUUUUACAUGGGCUAUAAAGACUUUUCUUAGUUUUGUCAAAGGAAAAUAUCCACAAACAAUUCUUACAGAUCAAGAUCUUGCAAUGAAAGAAGCUAUUGCAAUGGAAUUACCAAACACAAAACAUGCAUUUUGCAUAUGGCAUAUCCUGGCAAAGUUACCAACUUGGUUUUCUCUUCCAUUAGGGUCGAGAUACGAUGAUUUUAAAGAUGAGUUUUAUCGAUUAUACCAUUUAGAAUGUGAAGAUGAUUUUGAGAGGGAAUGGAAAUUGAUGGUUGAACGGUUUUGUCUUAGCAAGGAUAACCAUAUUAACUUGCUCUAUUCGCUUCGUCAAUUUUGGGCACUAGCUUAUUUGAAGGACUUCUUUUUUGCUGGAAUGACUACAACUGGACGUUCAGAAUCUAUAAAUUCAUAUAUAAAAAGAUUCUUGGGAGCCAAUACAAGUCUGACUGAUAUCAUAAAUCAAGUUGGGGUUGCUGUUAACAUUAGAAAUCAAGCUGGAGAAGAAGCAAGAAUGCGUCAAAAGUACCACAAUCCUCGUAUUAGAACGUGUUUUCCUAUUUUGGAACAUGCUGCAUCUAUUCUUACACCUUAUUCCUUUAAGUUGAUUCAACAUGAGAUUGAGUUGUCUACAAAAUAUGCGGCAACUGAAACUAAUAAUAGUGUAUUUAUUGUGCGACAUCAUACCAAAAGUGACGGAGGCCGCUUUGUAACUUGA
Medicago truncatula (barrel medic) is the source of this 1581-nucleotide messenger RNA. RefSeq names its product protein FAR1-RELATED SEQUENCE 11-like. The coding region runs from base 1 to 1581 and encodes 526 amino acids. The transcript has 4 exons. The record is from RefSeq and is a predicted model, not a curated record. Gene Ontology annotation, biological process: regulation of DNA-templated transcription. NCBI's taxonomy places the organism in Eukaryota, Viridiplantae, Streptophyta, Magnoliopsida, Fabales, Fabaceae.